AUGCUGCCAAAGGUGGCCAUUUGGAGCUCCUAAAAUGGGCACAUGAAAAUGGCUGUCCAUUGGAUGAGGAUGUUUCGAAGAUGGCUGCUGAGGGUGGAUGUCUUGAUGUUCUUCGAUUUAUCCAUGAGAAUGGCUGUCCUUUGCAUGAUUCAACAUGCCGCAAAGCUGCACAGAUUGGACAGCUGAAUAUGCUGAAAUGGGCCAGAGAAAAUGGCUGUCCUUGGGAUACAAAUGCAUGUGCUGAUGCUGCCAAGGGUGGUCAUUUGGAAGUCCUGAAAUGGGCCAGAGAUAAUGGUUGCCCUUGGGAUGAAUGGACAUGUGCCUGUGCUGCAAUCGGUGUUCAGUUGGAAGUCCUGGAGUGGGCCAGAGAUAAUGGUUGCCAUUGGGACGAACAGUCAUGCCGCUAUGCUGCAGAAAAUGGCCAUUUGGAAAUGUUGAAGUAUGCUCAUGAAAAUGGCUGUCCUUGGGGGGAAAGCACAUGUGCAUAUGCUGCCAAAGGUGGCCAUUUGGAGCUCCUACAAUAUGCACAUGAGAAUGGGUGUGCUUGGGAUGUUCAUACAUGUUUCUAUGCUGCUAAGGAAGGCCAUUUGGAGCUCCUACAAUAUGCACGUGAGAAUAAGUGUGCUUGGGAUGCAUCAACAUGCAGGGCUGCCCUCGAGGGAGGCCAUCUGAACAUCCUGAAAUGGGCCUGUUAG
This is a messenger RNA of Seminavis robusta, 695 nucleotides long. NCBI's taxonomy places the organism in Eukaryota, Bacillariophyta, Bacillariophyceae, Naviculales, Naviculaceae. The record is from the annotation of a GenBank genome assembly.